Molecule: messenger RNA, 540 nt
Organism: Protopolystoma xenopodis
Lineage: Eukaryota; Metazoa; Platyhelminthes; Monogenea; Polystomatidea; Polystomatidae
Source: the annotation of a GenBank genome assembly
AUGUCUGAGAAUGUACCGAGUCAACAGCCCGACGCUACUACUACUACUGCAACAGAGGACUUCACACAAGGCACGCCCAACUAUGUCGCCAAGACAACACGACCAAUUUGCGCAAACGAGCUUGGGGCAUAUUUUUCCCUCUUCAAGCGAAAGAUUCUGACGAGUAGCGGGCUGCCUUCAGCUAUCAAUAGCUUGAUGGUUGGUGAAAGUCUGCUCCAACCGACAAGCCAACAGUCCGUCGAGUUUAAUGACUACCAAUCGACAGCUGGUCAAGAGGAAUCCGCCGUCGUCUUCUGGUGGAACCGACCUCCGACGCACGAAACUAAGCAAGUUUGCACCGGAAUCGAAGAAGAUUACCUCGGAAACAGCGUCAGCAUGAAUCUGCCCGAUGUCCGUCAUAUGACGGACGAAAGCUUAGCACCUUUUCACCGGAAUCGAGGGAGAUUGCCUCGAAAACCGCGUCAGCAUGAAUCUUCCAGUAAAGCCAGCACGGGUUCACCGGAAUCGAAGGAGAUUGCCUCGGAAACAGCGUCAGCAUGA